Messenger RNA from Helianthus annuus (common sunflower), 901 nucleotides. RefSeq names its product putative ribosome biogenesis protein slx9-like. The transcript has 6 exons. Bases 216 to 689 code for a protein of 157 amino acids. The record is from RefSeq and is a predicted model, not a curated record. NCBI's taxonomy places the organism in Eukaryota, Viridiplantae, Streptophyta, Magnoliopsida, Asterales, Asteraceae. Gene Ontology annotation, cellular component: preribosome, small subunit precursor; 90S preribosome; nucleolus. Gene Ontology annotation, biological process: maturation of SSU-rRNA from tricistronic rRNA transcript (SSU-rRNA, 5.8S rRNA, LSU-rRNA).
UAUAUAACCGACAUUGCAAGUAACCCCCACAAAACCCUAGCCACAAGAAGAAGGAGAACAGACCCCUAAAAUCGGGGCAUAAUUAAUCCCUCUCGACUUCUAGGUUUCAUCAAUCGAGAGCUUUGAGUUUUAGAGUUUUCCAAAAGGUCUGCUGGUGAUUUAUCAUUACACAGCUUGUUUGAGAAAUUUAUUGACGAAUUCCUGAAACUUUAGCAAUGGGAAAGACAAGCUCACGGAAGGACAAACCUAAGCAUGCUGAUCAAAAAUUUGAGAAGAAACUGGAGUUCUACUCGAAGGUUAGAGAAACAGUAGCUUUAGGUGCUCAAAAGGCAAUCAAGAAGAAGAAAAGGAUUAGAACCAGACAAAAGAAAUUGAAAGCAUACAAUCUGUCUUCCCUGGCCGAAUGCCUACCCGACUUAGAGUCUUCCAAGCGAGAAACGCCUGCUGAUUUCAAAGUCACCACUAAAUCAAAACAAAAACUUGUAAUGAAAGAGACAAACCAAUUGAAAACGGUUCUUAACAAUCCCACUUUCCAAGCCGAUCCAUUGGCAGCCUUACACCAACAUUUACAAAACACGCAGCCUGUUUGUGAAAAACCAGCACGGAAGAGUGUAACUGGGAAGAAGAAGAAGAACAAGAAGAAGAAAGGGUCUAAAGCGUCAACUGGAUCUCAAUCUAUGGAAGAGUGAUCCAGAAAACCGGUGACGCUGUUCCCAAAUUUUGUCAGUUGUUUACUUUCUUGUGGCUUUAUGAUCAUCGGUUUUAAUAUUACGCAAAUAGGCAUUAGAUUAUACCAGCAUUAUCUGUUUUGAUGUCUAGUAAAUACUGGGAACCUGUUGAACAAGCAAUGUUUAGAUUUUUACAUCUAAUCGUUGAGAUCAAGUUUUUGUGUGUUCAUCCA